Messenger RNA from Elephantulus edwardii (Cape elephant shrew), 936 nucleotides. Its product is annotated as olfactory receptor 6C76-like. The transcript has a single exon. The coding region runs from base 1 to 936 and encodes 311 amino acids. Gene Ontology annotation, biological process: G protein-coupled receptor signaling pathway. NCBI's taxonomy places the organism in Eukaryota, Metazoa, Chordata, Mammalia, Macroscelidea, Macroscelididae. The record is from RefSeq and is a predicted model, not a curated record. Gene Ontology annotation, molecular function: olfactory receptor activity; G protein-coupled receptor activity. Gene Ontology annotation, cellular component: membrane.
AUGAAAAAUCACACUAUAGUCACCACUUUCAUUCUCUUAGGACUAACAGAUGAUCCAAACUGGCAAAUUGUGACUUUCCUUUCUUUAUUUUUAGCAUAUUUAUUGAGUGUAACUGGAAACAUGACCAUUAUCCUGCUCACUUUUCUGGACUCAAGUCUUAAAACACCCAUGUAUCACUUCCUUAGGAAUUUUUCUUUCUUGGAAAUCUCAUUGACAUCUGCCUGUAUACCUAGAUACUUAUUUAGCAUAAUGACUAUGGAUAAAAGGAUUUCUUAUAAUGCAUGUGUGGCACAAUUGUUUUUUGUCAUCUUCUUGGGUUCAUCAGAGUUUUUCCUAUUGGCUGCCAUGUCCUAUGAUCGCUAUGUGGCCAUUUGCAAACCCCUGCACUAUGCAACUAUCAUGAGCAGCAGAGUCUGCACCCAGUUGGUUGUUAUCUCCUGGUUGGCUGGGUUGUUAGCAAUUUCUCCUGGACUUAUUAUGGGUCUUGAAUUAGAAUUCUGUGAUGCCAAUGUUAUUGACCACUUUGUCUGUGACUAUUCUCCCGUCUUGAAACUCUCUUGUACAGAAACAAGUGUCAUAGAAUUGUUAAGUUUUAUUUUGGCCAUUGCCAUACUACUGGGUACUUUAAUGUUGGUGAUGUUCUCUUAUGGGUAUAUCAUAAAAACAAUUCUGAAGAUCCCUUCUGCCCUGCAAAGGAAAAGAGCUUUUUCUACCUGUUCCUCCCACAUGAUUGUUGUUUCUCUCUCUUAUGGAAGUUGUAUUUUUAUGUAUAUUAAACCUUCUGCAGAGGAAAGGGUAGCUUUAAACAAGGGCAUAACACUACUCAUAGUUUCAGUUACCCCUGUCUUAAAUCCUUUUAUAUAUACACUAAGAAAUAAACAGGUGAAACAAGCACUGAAGAAGAUAAUUAAAAAACAAUGUAUUCAAAUUUUGUAA